UGCCGGGACGCGGCUGGGUGCGGGCGGCGGGGAGCGCGGCGGACCCGGCCCGGCCAUGGACGAGCAAGCGGGGCCCGGUGUUUUCUUCAGCAACAACAACAACAAUAACGCCCUGCUUCUGCCGCCGGCGGCGGGCGGGCCGGGGCUGGAGCCAGGCGAGGCGGCGGCAGCAGCGGCCGCCGCGGCGGCAGCAGGAGGAGGCGGCGGCGGAGGUGGGGGGGUUUCAGCCUCCGGAGCCGCCGCACCGGUGUCGGCGUCCCGGGCUCAGUACAGCGUGCCGGGCAUCCUGCAUUUCCUGCAGCACGAGUGGGGCCGUUUCGAGGCGGAGCGCGCCGAGUGGGAGGCGGAGCGGGCGGAGCUGCAGGCCCAGAUAGCCUUUCUUCAAGGUGAAAGGAAAGGACAAGAAAAUCUGAAGAAGGAUCUGGUGCGAAGAAUCAAAAUGCUGGAAUAUGCACUUAAACAGGAAAGGGCUAAAUAUCACAAAUUAAAAUAUGGCACAGAAUUGAAUCAGGGAGAUACGAAGCCACCAAACUAUGAUUCUGAUGAAGGGAAUGAGACAGAGAUUCAGCCACAACAGAACAGUCAGCUAAUAUGGAAACAAGGACGACAGCUGCUAAGACAGUAUCUGCAAGAAGUGGGCUAUACCGACACGAUAUUGGAUGUGAAGUCGAAACGAGUACGAGCUUUAUUGGGCCUCUCAAGUGAUGCUUCAGAGAAGGAAAACAGAAGUCAAGAGCCGAUGUUAAAUGGCACAGAAGGCCAGAUUAAAGAAAACAUGAUGAUUGGGAAACCUGAAUUGACUGACUCUGCCUCUCUGCUAGAGACCUUCAAGUUUCUUGAAAAUGCAGCUGCAGACUUCAGUGAUGAAGAGGAUGAAGAAGAUAUUGAAGGAAGAGAGAAAACAAUCAUUGAUAGCGCAACAAUUGUAAGGAAAAGAGUGCUGUCUGACAGCAGUGAAGACAGAGAUACAGAAGAAGCUUUAAAAGAGUUUGACUUUUUGGUUACCUCUGAUGAAGGUGAUGGGGAAUCAAGAAGUUCAGGAGAUGGAACAGAUUGGGGUGAAAAGGAAGACCAGUGUCUCAUGCCUGAAGCUUGGAAUGUCGACCAGGGAGUAAUAACCAAACUCAAGGAACAAUACAAAAAGGAGCGCAAGGGGAAAAAGGGGGUGAAGAGAAAAACUACCGAAGAUAUGUUUCAGCCUCAAUCCUAUAUAAAACAGUCAAAACAGGGAUGUGGGAAAAUGAUGGAGCAAAGCACAGGGCCCAACAGGUCAAAGCUGCAAGAUAUGCUUGCAAACUUGAGAGAUGUUGAUGAUCUCCCUUCAUUGCAGCCAUCUGUUGCACCUUCUUCUAGACCCAGUAGCUCAAGGCUCGUUGAACAUGAGAUAAACAGGACAGAUGAAGUGGAAGCUUUAACAUUCCCUCCUUCUUCAGGGAAGUCUUUCAUUAUGGGAACAGAUGAAGCCCUUGAAAAUGAGCUGGGUCUUGGAGAACUCGCAGGCCUUACAGUAGCCAAUGAGGCAGAUUCGCUGACUUAUGAUAUAGCAAACAAUAAGGAUGCAUUGAGAAAGACUUGGAACCCCAAAUUCACAUUAAGAAGUCACUUUGAUGGAAUAAGAGGUCUUGCUUUUCAUCCUGUUGAACCAGUCUUAAUAACAGCUUCUGAGGACCAUACGUUAAAAAUGUGGAAUUUACAAAAAACAGCCCCAGCAAAAAAGAGUGCUUCUCUUGAUGUAGAGCCUAUAUAUACCUUCAGAGCACAUAAUGGACCAGUGCUCUGUGUAGUGAUGAGCAGUAAUGGUGAACAAUGUUACAGUGGAGGAAUGGAUGGCCUCAUCCAUGGCUGGAGUGUAACCAACCCAAACAUCGACCCCUAUGACUCUUAUGAUCCUUCUGUUCUAAGAGGUGCUUUUGUAGGCCACACAGAUGCAGUGUGGAGUCUGGUUUACAGUGGGCCACACCAACGUUUGCUGUCCUGUUCCGCAGACGGCACUAUACGUCUAUGGAAAGCUACAGAAAUUGCUCCAGCUCUCAAUGUUUUUAAUGAUAAUCAAGAAAUGGGAAUCCCAUCGUCUGUAGAUCUUGUGAGUAGUGACCCAAGCCUCAUGGUAGCAUCAUUUAACAGUGGACACACUAGCAUUUUUAACAUGGAGACGCGGCAACAAAUUCUUACUCUGGAGUCCAGCGUGGAUACUACAGUCAGUUCUUCCUGUCAGAUAAACAGAGUCAUCAGCCAUCCAACUCUUCCAAUUAGUAUCACUGCUCAUGAAGAUAGACACAUCAAAUUCUACGACAACAAUACAGGAAAACUGAUCCAUUCCAUGGUAGCUCACUUAGAUGCUGUAACAAGUUUAGCUGUUGAUCCUAACGGCCUGUAUUUGAUGUCUGGCAGUCACGACUGUUCCAUUCGCUUGUGGAAUCUGGAAAGCAAGACUUGCAUCCAAGAAUUUACUGCUCAUCGCAAAAAAUUUGAUGAGUCCAUACAUGACGUGGCAUUCCACCCCUCCAAAUGCUAUAUAGCCAGUGCAGGAGCGGAUGCCCUGGCUAAAGUGUUUGUAUGACAGAGUGUUUUCCUUUCAACUCUAGCUUUGUAUAUAUUUAACCAGCUGCACAAAAGAGAAAAGGAGGGCAUGAGUCUUCUUAUCCUGCCCUAUAAUUCAGAGAAUGUUUGUAAGUGUUUAGUUUUGCAGGUUGCUGUUUUCUAAAUUGACAUUUGUUCUGGUUUCUGUGAGCUCAGCUGGUGCUGAGAGCUUGGAAACUCUCAGUUUCAAAUAGUUAAAAAACAAAAGAAAUGCUUUUAUUUCAGAGGGAGUGAAUUUUCGUCCAGGCAGGCCUUGGGUGAAACUAGGUCUAUGUAUUCUUUAUAAAUAAAAUGAGUAUUGGAAAGAAGGGGUCUUAUUGCAUCAGGGAGUAGAAGAGGGAAACUUCCUAGGAUGCUUCUCAUUGAGGAAUCUUAAUGUUAUUAAAUCAAAAAAGUGACAGUUCACGUACUCGUUCCUGUGUCAUGUGAGAGGCACUUUGUCAUCCCUUUGUGUUAGUAAAGUAGACCUUAUUCAGAGAGCAGUAGCAGGUAGUUAAACUCAGCCACCAGGAUGCUAGCUUAAGAUAAAUGCAAUUAAAGAAAGCAAAUUACUAACAUAAAUUAAAAUGCAGUAAAGUUUUUGUUACAUCUUCUCUGUUAUACAGUAAAUAUUUAGUUUGCAAAAAAUUUCACAUUUUUGAAGACUGUAUUAGUGUGUGGCUAGAAGCUGAGCCUUUAUUCUAGUCCAAAUUAACAACAGACUGAAGCAGUCUGUUGUUACUCUAGUAGCAGAUUUAACUUACUCAGAUUUGUAAUGCUGUUUAUUCUUGGAGAUCUGGCACAAGAAAUUAUCACAAAGAUUUCCCAAGAAGCUUUCCUACACUUAACUAUCCAACAUUCAUCUCCUCUUUCUGUUUCUGCUAAAAAGGGUAUCAUUCUGGGCAUUAAGGGUACAGUGAAAUAGUUCUUUUGAAGAUUAAACCUAUAUAUGACACUUCGUUUGAGUCCUACUAGUGCAAUAGGUGGGAAUUACGCAAAGUUCCAUCAGUUUGAGAGAUUCUGCUACUUCUAGAGGUGUUUCCCAUCUUCAGCAUUUGUGGAACUUUUUGACUCGUCCACUUCACUGGGCGUAUCAUGGUUACCUGAAGAAUGAGUGCUGUUUGUAAUUACUCAAUGGAUGUGCUUUGUUCAUCUAUUCAGAGCUUCUCUGUUGAUUUGAAUGACAAAUAGUUUUUAAUCUGAUGUUUUAGUCUUUUUAUCCCUUCUUAAUGGAAGGUGAGUGGGUUCUUUUCUAUUACAUAUCAUUGUCAGAGUUACUACUGCUCAUAAGCCUGAACUUGGUGUUUUCCUCUAAUGGGAACAGAAGGCAGAAUUUCUGCUGGAGACAAUUUCUGGUGCUGAUGUGGGUAGGAAAGAACCUAAUGCAACUCUUCCACAUACCAGCCUGAGGUUAAGACUGGAAAGUGAGAAAUAAAUCUUUGCCUUUAAACUGACACUUAUAAAAAAUGGAAUCAUUGAAAGCUAUCAACAUAGGGUUUGACUGUAUUGUUUUCAGAAUGGCAUUUUGGGAUGGGACCACAUUUGAACCUGAAUGCAGAGUUUAAAUCAACUGUUAAUUAGAACAAAAAGUUGACCUGUGCUGUUUGAGCCUGUAACACAUAUUUACUGCUAAAAUAUCCUGAAAUACAUUUUAUUGCUCAGAAUAUUCAGAUAUGUCACUUCAUGAUAUUGAUAUGCAGUAUAUUUCCAUAGAUAAGAUUAGAACUUUUACCAUGAAACAGAUUACUACAAUAGUAAUUCAGACUAUUUAGUUUUUAUAAAGUGUUUUGGUUAUGAUGGGAAGGGGGAACAUGGCUGCAAACCUGAGCAUUCAACUUUGUGAGAGUUUUGUGUACUUGACUCAUAUUCUUUCAGUGUCAUUAUUAUAUUUCUUUCUGAAGAGGAAAUUACAAAGAUUUAUUUGAAAAAUUCUAAAAGUUAUGUAUAUUAUAUAUGUGUAUAUAUAUUGUAAACAUGUAUUAAAUGUGUCUAGUAAGGGAAGACUCCAUGGGUGAAUUUUAAUGUUUUAGUAUUAAGAGUUCUCUUGAGUUUGUGUAUACAAAGGAUAAUGGUGUGAGUAUGAAAUGAAAGUUGUGCUUUUGCUUACACAAUACUAUAUGUAGUUACAGUUGUUUAAAUUGCUGUACAUAAAACUAAUAGGCCAGCAUGCUUGUUUUUAAAGACUGUCAUUCUGAUUACAAUUGGAAUGUAAGAAGUGGCUGUUCAAAUGUGAAUUGAAAGAUGUUUCCUUCUCACUCUUGAGCUCUUGCUCAAACUAAAAAGUGAUUUUUUUUAAAAGCUGGCAAUAGCUAGAGGAUGAGGUGCCUUUUAAAAACAAAACAAAUGUAGCCUUACAAAGAGGUUGUCGAGUAUAUAUAUUUUUGUGCUGGUCUUCAUAAUUGAUGUCAAUGUCUUUUUACUGUACUUGCUCACAUACUUGUAGUACUGCAGGGUAUUGUGCAUGAGCUGUCAGAUCUUCUGAACAUCAUCAUAGGAGUUAGGGAUGAAAAAAUUAUUUAGGUUAUCUAGUCCAGCUGCUUGCUAAAGCAGAAUUGUAGACUUGUGCAUUUUAAUAUUGUCUUGGCCAGUGAGGUUUUAUAUAUGUUCUAACAAUUAGGCUUCCUUUGAAAGAUUAUUUCAAUUAUUACAUCUCACUGACAGGAGGAUUUACAUGAUGUUUAGUAGUUCUUUUUUGUAACUUCAUGUUGGUAUUCCAAGCCACGUUUUGUGCCAUUUUACAUAUGCCUCAUCAUCUUUGUAAUUUGGAACCUGCAUGCAUGCACUGGUUCUAGCUGUGUAUUUCUGUUCCUUUUCACUUUCCUCAAGCUAUUUUUCAGUCUACUCUUUUUACACAACAUGUUCUUGUUUUCAGCUUUUUAGCACAGUUCUCUAUAUCUCGGUGCACAUAACACCAUUCCAGAUGCAUGAUUUGUUGGACUUAGUCCCAAGGUCAUCUGUUUGUUUUUUUUCUCUGGAGUAUGAUGCUUUUGUGUAGGAAGACCAAACUUCUGAUAUUCUGGCUAGUGUCUCACAAGCUCAAAUUGUAUUUCUUUUUUUACUUCUGACAACUGUUUUAAAUAACCUGGAGUAUUGUUGCUUCUCAUGUUUCUUCUUCACUUUCAGGAUGUUGUUAUUAUUAAUUUGAAACUAGAUACUUAAUUCCUGUUUCAUGAUUUUUCUGGGUUUUAUAGGCUUUGAACUUCUGAUCUCUGCAGACACUAAACUGUCUUUAUUUCUUCCCUUUGUUGUGAAGUUCUUCCUGGUUAAAUGUAAUUGGUAACUUUCAUGAAUGUGAUACAUAAACAAAACUGGACCUAAGGCUUAUUCUUGCAAAAAAAGCGUUUUUGCGCAACAUCAGUAUGUGAUGUUUUACCAUUACUGUUUUUCCCGUAUCUAAUUUACAUGGUACAUACUUUAAUGGUUAACUCAUAUUUUUUUGUGUAUGUUAGCCUCUGCUACUGAUUUUGGUUUUACUAACUAAGGGGAGACUUUUCAGUUGUUCUGUAUAUUGAAAAUUGGUCUACUUGAUUUAAAUACUCUGAUUUUUAUUUCUAAUUUACUUCACUGUGGUGUUUGAUUUCACAAAUUUGAUUCAGUUACCAAAAUACUUGCACAAAAUUAUUUGGAGUAGCCUGGAAGAACCUCUGGAUAUAAUUACAUUGUGGAAAACAUUUUCUUCGGUCUUACAAAAUCCUGGUGUCUGCAUUUGGUUUUUGUGCCUCAAAGAGAAAACUUUUAACAUACCAUGUAAAAGAAUUUAUUACGUUUAAGAAGUUCACCUGAUUAAUAUUUUGGGGUCUCAUUCAUCUUUAUUUUGAUAAAAUAUGCUCUUCAGCAAGAAGCCUGUGGGACUGUAUGCCAUGUACUGUAGGUUGUUUUUUAGACUGUGUGUUUUCAAGUGAUGUUAUGUUAAAACAGCCCCAUAUGUAAUGUGUUUGAGUAAGUGUGUGAUGGUCACCAUACAGCUUUGUGAUUAGGUCACGCACCACCAUUUUGCAGGUGUGAAUUUAAAGUAACCAGAAACUUCUCCUUUUGAAUAAAUGUGUAAGAGAGAAAGGACUUAGUUACACCAUCUUUUUCAGUGCACCUGUUUGAUCACAGAUGUGUCCCUUUUCCCCACCUUCUUACUCAUGUUUUGACCAUGUAAUUUUGGGGAAUGGCAAUUUUCAUAAACUGAUGUAUCAUUUGAGCAGUGUUUGAUUAACAGAAGUGUUAGUCCCUCCCAAAGGGAACAAAAAAAUUAAAAAGUGGGCAUAAAUAUCAGAAAAGCAUGUUUGGGGGUUUUUUUCAUGCCUUUUGAGAUGUGUUUUUGGAAGCGUUUGCAGGCUGUGGUUUGGCAGUGACUUUGCAGACUGUCCUGGGGAGCCUACUUGGCACCUGUGUGAAAUACCCAGUAAGCCUACUAAUGUAAGUUGGGUUAAGCAAGAAAAUGCAGCCAUUGUGGUUGUUCCUGUGCCUGUCCAAGAGACUAUGGCAGUGUUCUUCUUGGAGUCUUCUCUGCUGAAGUAUCAGGUUUGCAGUCUAACAUUGGUAAUUUUUGCACCGUGAGAGCAUCUGCAAAUGAGAUUUGAAUAUUGACUUUGCAGAUCGGUCAGCAGCAGUCUUUGGAUUGUGUGCUGAACAGUAAGGGAAGCAAGGAGACCAUUUGCUGAACUCUGUAGGAGUUAGUAGGUUAAGUGGCCAGAGGUGAUGUACCCUCCACAUGACUGGUGUCACCUCAGGAGAGCUGGGCUAGGGAGCAGUGCAAAGUUUAGCCUGAUGGUAUCACAAGGGAGAACAUUAAAAAGUUAGAGCAGCAACUUGAGCAAGCUUUUCCCAUAAUGAUUCUUCAGAUGUAUUAAUUCGUCCAUUGGUUGCAAGUUGUAUGAAGGAUAAAAUCCAGUAUAUAUCCAGAUAGCAAGUUAUACACUCUUGGGUCAAAGGUGGAGAAUGUUCACAUUUCAAAACGGUGUCAAUUUAGAUGAGGAGAUGGCAAGAGAUUUCUAACACCUUAUUAUUUAAAUUCUAAGAACAGAACUUACUCAUCUGCUAAGAUAGUCUUCAUGUUGGGGACCCAGUUAAGUGAAGAUCAGUUCCUCAGACAUUGUAGUGGGACCACGCCUUUGCUUCUGCAUAAACGUAAUUAAAAAACAAAUUGCAGGACAAAGGCUUUGUCUCAUGAGGUCUGUUAAUAUUGAAUGCAAGCUACAAAAUGUGGGAAACAGUAAAAUUUUAGGGUUGUUUAUAAUAUUUCUCACUUCAGUCUUAAAUCUUCAUAUUUAAUGUAUUACAUACAGUGUUAUCUGUAUGACUCACUUCACAUUAAAUAGCCCAUUCUGUAAAGAAUACUCCUUCAGUACUUUCUCAUACAAAUGAGAUGUGGACUGGUGCUUUCCAGGUAAUUUGAGACUCACUUAGCAUUAGGUCAUUCAGCUUCCUAGUGGAUGAGCUGAUAAGAUUCAUGGAAGUAACUGUGAAAAUGUGGAGCUGCUUUAUAGCAUUUUUAAACAUUCUGAAGUUUGUGAGUGUUUAGUGGAGAUUGUUUUGGACUAUGCUGUUUAUACGAAUAAAGAAGUAUGAAUAUGAUAGUAAACCACUUAUGUAUGGUAAACUAGUUUGUGUAAGAUACUGCAAUCUUUGAUGUGGUGAUUUAAGUUUUCUUGGGCAUCUGCCAUUGGUGAGCAUCAUAGAGAUGCUCAGCGUAGCUGUUAGUAUUGAGUGAUGGGAAGCAAAGAUUUCCCAGAAAAAUCUACUCAAAUGUUUCCGGAAGCUCCCUUUUUCUCAGAAGGACAUGAAGCCACUGAGAAUAUUUUAUCUAAAUCUGAUAAUGUAUUUAAUUGAAGAGAGUGACAAUUAGGUGAACAGUCUUUCAUCAUCAGAGUCUUUAAGCUUAGAGAUGAACACCGUUACUGAAACACAGGGCCUGGUAGUCCAGACCUCUGUAAUUUGUCUACUGAGCAGUAGAGACACUGAUGAAGACCACAGUGUUAAUCCAUCCAGGUCUAUAGGUAGUGUUUUACAAUACAUAACCCACAUUGUAAAAGGUAGUAUUACAUACAACAGAGCGAAUGAACAAACAGCUGGGAAGUGGUGGGAGAAGGGGGAUGAGGAAGCUAGGAUGACCUUUGUGUCCUUGCUUAGGCAAGGGCUCUUGUUCAGCUGGUGGGACUAACCCCAGGAGGGAGGAUGGUGGGAAGUAAGAUCUUAAAAAUGAAGUCUCUGCCUGUGCUAGUGAACAUACCUGUUGUGUAGGUCAUCUAUUCUUUUGAUAUCUGAUUUUUAUCUUCCCACUUCAGUACUCAUUUAGGCUGUAUUUUCUGAGAAUAUUAAAACCCAUUUUCAGUGGACUCUCAGUUGCAAGGUAAAUUCCAUAAAGGACUGUUGAUUUUCUCUUGGCAGUAUUUUCUGAAUGGUUGCGAGGUUUCAUCUUCAGCCUUACCCCUCCCACCACCAAAAGACUGAUUUAUACCUCCUUAUACCCAGUUCAUUUGAUUCCAAUAAGUGAUUUCUCACCCUACCUGCUGAUCUAAUUUUGCUGCUCUGUAGCCUCUUGUGAAAACUUAUGAAGUGCUGUAUAAUUUCAGAUGUUUAUGAGAAUCUGAAUUCCACUAUAGAUGGUGUACAUCCAGUUGAAUAGUACAAUUUGUGGGUCUCAACUGGUUCAUUCUCAUGAGAGAUUUGUUACUGGCUGAAAAAAUCCAAGCUUUGACUGAACUAAAAACUCAUUUGGUAAUAACAGAUGUUUCUUAGCCCAACUAUCUUCCUGAUUGAGUCUGGGUUGUGUUAUUGUGUGUUAAAUUAGUUUCACCCUGCUCACGCUGCCAAGCCAUGUUGUGAUCCUGGGAGAUCACACCCACAUUUGAACCAUGCUGCACAUGUCUUUUUAAGCUGUUUAAAGCCCUGUGUUGACAUGGUCUUCAACCUUGGUCUACUUAUAUCCACUCAGUUGAAUUGCAGGCUCCCAAAAUUACUUCCUUGCUAAUUCUAGAAAUGCUUGGUCAUCACACCACAGUAUUAGACUGGGACACUGAGAUGAGAUUUAUGCAGCUGGAUUUGUACUGUUCUGGAGGGGAAGGGAUAACUCCUUGCCAAGCCAAAAAUUAAAUUAUUUUUUUAUUACUUACUAAAAGCAGACAAAAACAUUGUAUGAGGGAUAAAUGGUGGACUUCAAGCUAAUAUUUUUCCAUUAAGAAUUUAUUUUUUUAUUCUUCCUGUCAUCAAGAUAGUGCUUUUUGGAUAUAGCUUGUUUUCAGAUAUACGCUUCCUAGAAUUGUUUCCUUGCAGUCAGACAUUUACGAACAUGCAUAGGUUUUGAAAACUGCCACAUAAGUAUUAGCGUUUUUUCUGGAAAUGCAAACUGGGCAUGUUAGCUAAUGAUUUCUUGUAUCUUUAUAGCCCAAACAGACUGAAAAGCAGUCUUGUGCUAUAUAUUCCUUGAAUCACGCAUCUGGAAAAACUUGUAGAAGAGAAUCCGUGAUGAGAAGACUAUUGUUGCUGUAAGAUUUUCUGUUGACAUUUGUCAGCAUACCAACUACCUGCAUUGUAUUUUGUAUAAAUAUCUUCAGUUGGUUUCUUUUACAAGAAACUGUCAGGUAAAAAAAAAAAAAACAGACAAAUGUAUUUGCCUUAUGGUCCAUAGUUUGGAAUUUAUUUUUUUUUCCCUUUUUUUUUCUCUACAAGAAUAACUGUUGAACUUAGAGUUUCCUGGCAGUUCUCUUUUGGAAAAUAUACCACAGGCGAUAACCACUUAAAUGUUAAUAAUUACAGUUGCUCCUCUUCUGCUUUGGGUCACUUCUAUGACAGAUAGUUGAUAUGAAAAGGCUACUAGGACUGAUACAUGCACAGCUGAAGGACAUUAAAACUCCCCUUCACAAUUAUGCUGAAGUUACGAUUUUGCAUGCCAGUUUUGAAUGACUGUUUUGAGACAACAUUGGGCUUCAGGUGUCUUGCAAAGUGGUGGGUCCAAAUGAGAAAUACUUACUUGUUGAGUAAUAGUCUGCUUGUCAGUUUUUGUGUAUGGCUCAGUACAAGGCUGUGUCGGAAUUUCAGUAAAACCAAAUUUCCGUGUUUAAAUGCUACUGUGAAAGUGAGUGUUAUUUUAUAAGUGAGAAAUCCUGUUUUCUAACUUGUGAAGGAAAUGGUUUUCUUGGGAGUAAGGAUCCAUAAAUUUCAUGUAUUUCGUGAUUUCAGAAAGGCUUCUUAAUCAUAGGACAUGAAAAAAAGUGAAAAAGUGAUUUGUUCUCCAAAGAUUUGAUAAGCAUUUAUUAUUAAAAGCGUAGAUUUCUGCUUUAAAUGAAAAUGCUUCUUCAGACUCUUAGUAUUAAACUUCUUACUAAAAACCAGUAUUUUAAAGUCCUGGAUAAAUAUCUAAAAUGGCGAAGAAGAAAAUUUAGAGGGAAAUUUUUUUAAAAUACGCCAGUAUAUUUUUGAGCUUCUCAAUUGCAGUCCUGGAUUUUCUCUUUUUCACUGCUGUUCCUAUUUUGUGAAACUUCUUGGAUAGGUUAUAUUUAAAGCUACGUUCACUUGCCUGAAUAAGUCAAGUAAAUACUUUGUCUUUAAAAUUAUAUCGAUCUGCUUGUUAGGGUGCCAUUUAAAAUGAGAACACCUUGAGGUAACCAUGCAGGUAUUUGUAUUGGUAUGGCAGUAGUGAAGUGGGGUAGCUGUAUACUGUGCCCACAUUCUGUGCUGAGCAAAAUCACCUGGACUUCCAGAAAUAGGCAAUGGUUUUUCAGAGCAGCUUUAUUUAAUGUUACAGCAGCAAGUAAGUGUCAUUUGUACCAUAUAAUUAUGUAAAUUGGGUGCUAAUAAAUACUAUUUUUCAACA
Apus apus (common swift) is the source of this 11362-nucleotide messenger RNA. RefSeq names its product striatin (gene STRN). The record is from RefSeq and is a predicted model, not a curated record. Bases 56 to 2560 code for a protein of 834 amino acids. NCBI's taxonomy places the organism in Eukaryota, Metazoa, Chordata, Aves, Apodiformes, Apodidae. The transcript is spliced from 19 exons. Gene Ontology annotation, molecular function: protein phosphatase 2A binding; calmodulin binding; armadillo repeat domain binding. Gene Ontology annotation, cellular component: dendrite.